UAUUGUGUCAGGGAAAUCAGUUAUCUGACUUUCGUUUCUAUAGAUAGACCUGCGUUCCUCUUUUCCGAUUUGAUUACAGUUAUAUCCGGUUACACAAUUUAUAAAACAAAAUAAGAAGAAACAAUCACACACAUCUGACCUGAAUCAGAUGAAAAGUUACUGUUUUAAAUAAAUCUACAAGUGGUUUUAAUCAUAGCUCGUUUUAAAGGAGACAACAAUGCUACAGCCACGCAAAACCCACAGGAUAAUAAGCCCCUGCCUGAGAAACCACCUUUCAUUUCAAUUCAGAACUAGAAUGGUCAUAACUCUCUUAAAUAUACUUAUUUUAAUUACGGUCAACACUGCAGCUUCGCAAACAAGCAAUCAGCCUUAUCUAGUGAGUCCGACACCAACAUUGCCAGCCAAAGUUGUUGACGAUAUAACAACAGUACUCUUGCUAAAUAAUGAAUCAGGACAUGUGGGUGAUAUUCAUGGACGGUUCCUGACAGUACGUCCAGAAAUAGGUCUAUUGACAUCGACAGCCAGGACAUUUAUUCAGGAUGGAAUAACAACAGAGUUUGCCACAAAAAUUGUAGGGACAACUUUGAGUAACGGUCGGCUCUACGCACAAUAUAUCAAAAAAAGUUCGAGAGUUCUUUUUGAAAAUGAGCAUUUGACUCCAUCUGUGGUUACAAGUUGGGUGGGUGAAAGGGCCUCUCAGCAGACCCCACAAUUUCUACAGAGCCACAAUGACCUUUUCAACUCUGAUGAUGCCGACUGGCAGAAUGUCGAUGACAACCUUGGCGUUCAACAGGUAGAAUUCGUAGGCAACACGGAUUUUAUUACGCCACAAACUACAAUAGUUAAAUACUCUAUGACACCUGCCCUAAAAGAAAACAAGCCUAUUACUUCUUUAGAAUCUGUAAUCACCAGCAAUGACACAUUGAACUUUAACUUAAAUGGAAUAAUUGAAAAAAAUAAAUUGAUAAGUGAUAAAGUGUUUUCAAUUACAAAUUUGAAAACAUAUACAAUUAAAAGCAAUAUCGAAGAUAUUCCGAAUUCUGCAUUCCAGGAAAGUGCUACCGACUCUUACGCUCUCAGAGAAGAAAGAAAAUACGAAAUGCUUAGGCAACCAAGUCAAGGGCAUCAAAGUCUUUCUACCCAAAAGCCUUUUUUAGCCACUGUAACAUAUUACGGAUUCGCAGAAUUUACCACCAUCGUCGGCGAUAGUGUUAUUGUUUUUUCCCCCAGCACUUUGGAAAGCAGUAUGCACUUCGGACAAGUUACAUCCAUUAAAGGCAAUCCGACGUUACAGCCUGACUUUAUUCACGACUACCACAGCCAAAAUGUAGAAAUAACACAGAGUUCAUUAGAAACAGUAGAAACCCUUGAACAAAUAGAAUUGUUAAGCAAGAAGUCAAGUCUUGGGUCAGACAUAAGUGCUUUUACAAUUGAAAACCAAUCAAACGAUAUUUUAACUCCACAGUCAACUGCAUCCUUAGAAACCAAUUUUAAAAGUUUAUUAGUAGAAGAGGCAGCUGGAAAUAUUUUAAUACCAGAUGUUCUCUCGAGUUCCACUGCAAAAAAUGAUCUCAAAUCAGAAUCUACCAACGAUAACAAUAACCUUGAAAAGCUAGAAGGUGCAAAAACUGUAUAUAUUGAUGAUGAUCCAUUCUCUCGAUUUGUUGAGCUAUCUGAUUCAUCGAGCUCAAAGUCUGAAGCCACUGACCAGGACAGUACACUGAACUAUAUUCACUUAUCCAAUAACGAAGAUAUCAAAAAUGGGACAUUGAAAACUAGUACUGUUGAUUCUGACAUAAAAAACAUGCAUAGUUUGACUGAAGAACCAAUUGUUGGUACUGGGAAUAUAUAUGAUACUAACAUAAAAGACACUUGCAGCCAUACCACGUCACAAGUGUUUCUUACUCAGAUGCCCAAGCCAGUUCAAACAAGCAAUGGAAAUAUCGAGCCCAUUGCUAUUAAUGAUAAUCCUCUUUUAUCUUAUGAUAUUGUAGAGACUACUAAGUUCUAUUGCAUACAGGCAUCAAAAGCGGAACAAGAGUCUGGGCUUAGUACGAUUAAUGAGUCACAUGAGACCGUCACAGAGUCCAAUGGAGAGUUGAUGUCCACUGAGUUAAUAGAUGAUGUAGAUGAAACCACAGUUCGAGGCACUGAUGAUUACGAUGUGACAACAGAAAAUGAAUAUGAAGGCGAGGAUGAUGAUUACGAAAAUAAUGCCGAUGAUGUUGACUUAAUAUACAAAACUUUGUAUACAACUUACACAUAUUUGACAACUUUCUUUGAAGGGUCCAGUUCUACCGUAGCUAGCCACACUGAGAUCUUAACAAACAUUGUUUCCUCAACAUUAGGUGCUGAAGGUGAACUAAAAUCAAGCAACCUUGAAGGCCAAUUUGAAAAGGCUUCAAUUGUAUUGCCUAAGUAUACUAUACCUCUCGACAUAGCUGGUCUGUUGACUAAGAAAAGUACACAAAAUGAUACUGAAGUCGAAAAUACUAUAUCGACAUCAACUUCCAAUUUCGAUGACUUAAAAUACAGUAAGACUUUGUUUACAACUUAUACAUACUAUACAUCGAUUUUUAAGAAUAACGAUACUGAAGUCCAAUCACGAAGCGAGAUAGUCACGAAUUACAUUACAGACGAAAUGCCAAACUCUCAACAAAAUAUUAUCAUUUCAGGAGAUUCGCAAACGUCUGACCAAAGUUUCUUAAGCUCUCAAACACUCUCUGAUGUAGACAUGUCUCUUGGAAUGGAAUUAAAAUCAAGUAGCUCAAAUUAUACAGCUUCAGAUCUUUCUAUUACAACAAAUUCCCUUGAAGACCAAGUGAGCUCCGAAAGCAACACAGAGGAAAUAAUACCAUCAGCUACUUUUCUUCUCCAGACAAGUUUUACAACGUUUACUUUUUAUACAACCAUGUACGUUGGCGAAGACUCUAAUAUUAUAAGUCGUCUGGAAACAGUAACCAAUAUAGCUACUGAAACUUUGAAACCUACUAAAGUAGUAGUAGAUGACUCCUCUUUUCCUAUUACCUAUUUUACAACAUUUACCUAUUGGACUAAGUUAGCUAAAGAUGGUGAAAUAACUACACUUAGUAGAGAGGAAACGUUAUCGAAUGUAAUCCAACCUACAAACGUCACCGAAAUAGUUAUUGAUGACUCAUCAAAUACAGAAGUUGAAGCAAGUCAGUCAACUAUAAGCACUAAGUCCGAAAGCAAUAGUGACUAUAUUUCCAAUUCGACUAAUGCAGACAUUCGAUCAGAAACUACUACCUACUACACUACUUAUACUUAUUAUACAACUUCAUACGAAGUCAAUAAUACAAUUAUCGAUUCUCGCUUCGAGACCGUCACUAAUUUAGUGACUGCCGGGGAAGUCACAAUUUCCGCCUCUACUUUAGAUAUGAUGCCUAAGUCUAGUCAGUCUGAAAGUGCAACCGAAAACCCGAUUGAAACAAAAGCAAAGAAUGUAGUUUUAUACGAUUAUAAACAAAUUAUUGAUGCAGACGAGAUAAGCACUUUGUAUUUUACAACCGAAGUUUUAUCUUCGCUAAAUAGUGAAGGGCAUGAAAUAGAAAUAACAAGUAGCUCCUCGAGAUUGCUCGUUGACGAAUCGAAAAAGGCUAGUUUAGCCACGAUCUUAAGUAACACACCUGAUAAUAGCUUAUCCAGCCUAAAGAUGCACAAAACGGGCUUAGUACGGCUUAUUGAAGGCAAACGCGUUCAAAACAGUACGACUACACUAUACCAAUCAAAAGUUAUUGGAACUGUUAUAGAUAAUCGAUAUGCCCAAAUCAUUGAGAGUACAUCAAGUUUUUUCUUUGAAAAGUACACCCCCACAGACUAUUUGGUCUCGUCCACCGUUCAAAUUCCUGUGAUGGCAACAGCAAAUGGAAAUUUCCUUAAUUCAACGAACAACAUCAACACUGAAAGUCAAGAUGCAACAGUGUCUGACAUAAAGGCAAGAGAUGAUCUUGGCACUGACGGGCUUGCACCACAAAAUACUAAGCCAUUAUUCGCGCCUGUAAUAAGGCCUUUUGCUUCCCGAAACAGGCCUACAUUCGCACCAAAACAAAAAACUUUAGUCCCCAGCAGUGCUACCAUAAUAACAAGAUCAGACAUCACACCCACCAUUACGGCGACUCCUGCUUUAAAGUCAGCCGGUAAAUACAGCUCGUCACGCAGGGGUGUCAUUUCGAAUGCGCCAAUUAACCCAAAUGAGUUUCAGAGUUUGUCCCAGGGUCAGGCAUCAAGGCGCCUAUUUGGACGUCCAACAAAGCCACUAUCAAAUUCAGCCGAAGCAAAUGGCACUCUACCCUUCAACAUUGCAUUUUCACCUUCAAAGAAUCGCUUUGUUUCUUCUUCCCGUAAUGUUGUUAGUUCCAGGCGACAAAGCAUUAAUUAUCGAUCAUCAAAUGUUCCUGGUUUUCGUGGAUCUGGAAUAAUAGCCAAUUCUAGGCUACGCAUAAAACCAACUAACUCAGUGUUAGUGUCGACGCAGUCAUUCAGCAAAGUGCCAAGUUCAGAUAGUAGUUCUGAGGAAGAAAAUUCCACAGAUGAGAUAAAUGAAGAGGACGAAAGCCCUAAACAUACUAACAACCCAUUGACACGGUUCCGUCGACCUUUGAGUGGGCCCAAUGCGUUUACGCCUGCAAUAAGACAAAGUGCUGGAAACUCGCCAGCCGUUUCGCUCAGACGAAAUCCUUUAUCGACUCGAUCCAAAACUUCGACUACAACAAGCAGCACAACAACAACGACGACCAAGCCCCGAACUAGAAGUUUUCAGAGACCUCUUCCAUUUCAGUCAGCAAGGUCAAGACCACAAAACUCCCUUUUCCCACCACGAGGACUUUUCCAGUCUCUGAAAAAGGAAGAAAGCUCUAAGGAAGUUAAGCCAAACGAUAGUGCGACUGAAAAUGAUCCUGAAUACGUAGACGAUGACGUAGGAAAUGCCGAGGAAUCAAGCCCGCAGGAAAAUGUUUACCGCAUAAAAAGGUCAGUUGGUACUUUGACUAACCCGAAACGUAAUAGUAGAGUACGUCGUCAAGCAGAUGCAUUGAAAAUAAGUAGAUUUCGAUUUCGUCGACAAAACCAAACAGCUACGUUGACUAAAGAAGAUUCAAAGCUCUUCGGGCCUGAGGUUCGUACUGAAACCACGCCAACUUCGCGGGAAAAGAUAAGUUCAAGAUUCGGUUCAAGAUUUCGUUCUCCACAGGGACAGCAGACAACAUUGCUUGAAUCAACCACAGUGGCCAAUCAUAAAUCGAUUCGACCGACAAGACCGAUAACGAAGCGACCACAAUUUACACUAAGAGAAAAAGAUGUCACUUUAAAAGGGCCUUCACGUUCGAGUACAAGCAAUAACUUUCGGCGUCAACAGGCAACUGGAAAUGCCUCAAUAAGACGUGCUGGUACCUCAAAUACAGGUAAUUCAAACAGCCGUAGGCUUAAAGGCUUGGUUAGCUAUAACAACAAAAAUAAUGGAGAUCACGGGCGACUCUCAAAUGUGCAACGAUCUCGAAGUUCAAGUUCUAAUACACUGAACAGAGGGAGGAGUCGAGGUCGAAAUCGGAACGAAUUCUCUCCAGACCUGCAGUCCAUAGAACACGAAGUUCACUCCAUCACAGUUACACAUUUCAUACCAUCUGAAUUGACGAUACCAGUUGUCAACGGACAUGUCACCGAGUACAAAAACAUAGUUACUGCCAAGGCAAGCACCGAGGUUGUUGGACCAGAUGACUAUAUGCAAGUAUUGGGGACAAACGGAUUGAGUUCUAUAUACCUGAACAGAGAGAUAUCUAGUAUAAAUAUUGCUGGUGCCACUGAACAUACAAAGUAUUUGCUACACGAAUCCAUCACAAGUUCAAUAAUCUUUACACCAACCACAAUCCGCGGUAGAAAGACAUCAUUUUCGCAUGUGGUUCCAUCGACAGCCUAUUCGGUAGAGUACCUGGUAACUACAAUACAGCCUCAAAUUCCUGAUAAUGCGCCGCUUGCCAACAUCCUACUAUCCCAGUUACUCUUGGGAAAUCUAAACCUACCUGCUCAACCUAUAUUAGGUGCUGUUGGGCAGCUGACAAGUGCCACAUUGGCACCCACAUCAGUUGAGCCUGUAACUGAGUAUCGCACCCACACAUCCACCUACGUAACUACAAUUUUCGAUGGGAAAUCGACUAUUCUUCCAAUAACCUUUCAAGGAAAAAAGAUUCUAACUACCGUCUACGAUACCACUGCACAAACAAUUACAGCCACAGAAUACAGCGUAGAUACAAUAGUUAAUACUGUCCCAUUGCCUUACAAUACGCAGUCCAUUGGACAGGCAGCUCAGGUGAACAAUUUGUUGCUCCAACAGUUGCUCCUUCAACAACAACAAGAUGGGUUCUCACUACCCCAAGCAGUAUCGAAGACUGUAUCGCCUCAAAUAUUUUUAAGUGAAAACCUACAGGACUUGGAAGAAGGUUCACGGUUAUCAAAACAAACCGAUGUCGAUUUUGAAAAUGAUUCUGACUUUAUGUCCAUCAGCAGCGAGUCUCAACCCACUAAAAGCAAUAGAAAGAAGUCGCGAAAAACCAGCUCUGGGCACAAGCGCAGUAAGCAAAGGAAUGUAGCAGUGGAACCACAGGACCCCAGCGUAGUCACACUCUACGUGUCAGGACGAAGACCUGGUGAAUUCAGUACUGUGUUGUCGACGGUGGGAAGCGAGUACGAUCACUCAGCUGCCCUACAAAAGAGGGAAGCAUUCUUUGAAAUUCAACCAACUGUCACUUCGAUGGACCAUUACAUUCAGUUUCCAAACACCGAAGAAAUAGAAGAUUUUCAGAAACAUUUUUGAAGAUCAAACGAAGUUGAGUUUACCAAGCGGUACGCAAAAUAUUGUUGUUAAAAAUGUUAAUUACCUUGGUAUGUUCUGCACACGAAUUAAAUAUAUAAUGUAAAGAAUGAAUUUUGGAAGAUUCCCGAUUACUAGUCAAAGAUUAAACAAAUAUGAACUUAGAGUCUUCUGUUCACUCGUGCUCACACUUUCUUAUUUUUCUUUAACACUGAGGAAACGAAAUUGACAUAAUUUGUAAAUUUACAUGACAUUAUACGCAACUACAGUCGAAUCCCGAUAAUUCGAACCCCGCUCAAUCGAAAAUCGCGAUAAUUCGUAAAAAAUUCUGUUCCCUUGAAAAACAAUCCCUUGAAAAAAAUCUCGAUAAAUCGAAUUCCCCUCUAAUUCGUAAAAAAAGUGAUCCCCUUGCCAUUUCGAAUUAUCGGGACUCGACUGUAUUACAUUACAUACGAAACAAGUUUGCCAUUUGUUUUCUCCAUACAUAAAACUGCCAUUUUACAAAACGUACGCUACCAGCGUUAGCGAUUUUUCUGGAACUUUUCUUCAAUUUAUAAAAAAAUAAUAAUGUAACUAAAAAAAAGUGUUUUUUGAGAGUACACAAUAACAAAAUUGAUAAAAAAGAAACUCAUUAGGUAUAAUAUUUUCUGAUUGCCUAUAAUGGCUUCUAGUUUACAUAUGUAUGUAUAUUGGUUUUGAAUUGUAAAAUCAUGUAUGUUACACCGGACUUUAACCUUUCUUUACACGUGUUACGACAUGAGGAAGAGAAAACUGAUUUUGAUUACAUUAAAUGUUAUAACAUUACCAUCUAAAUUUAAUGUAUAUAUGUAUGUAUGUGUACAAAUUUCUGUAUUUACUAUUUCCCUACUAAUACUUUAGAAAAAUGUACAUAUAAAAAUAAAAAAUAGUUUAUCGAGUUAUCGAACUUUUUAUAAAAUCGCA
Drosophila ficusphila is the source of this 7765-nucleotide messenger RNA. RefSeq lists its product as uncharacterized. Bases 218 to 6826 code for a protein of 2202 amino acids. The transcript has 3 exons. Lineage: Eukaryota; Metazoa; Arthropoda; Insecta; Diptera; Drosophilidae. The record is from RefSeq and is a predicted model, not a curated record.